CGGACCCGAAAGGUUUUUAGGAAGUUUAAGGGCCCAGAGGGGCCCGCGGGGCAAAUGGCUGGAGCUGGGCCGACCAUGCUACUACGAGAGGAGAAUGGAUGUUGCAGCCGGCGACAAAGCAGUUCCAGCGCCGGGGACUCCGAUGGGGAGCGCGAGGACUCGCCGGCUGCGCGUGCCCGGCAGCAAUUAGAGGCGCUGCUCAACAAGACUAUGCGCAUUCGAAUGACAGAUGGACGGACACUGGUCGGCUGCUUCCUCUGUACCGACCGCGACUGCAAUGUCAUCCUGGGUUCGGCGCAGGAGUUCCUCAAGCCAUCGGAUUCCUUCUCUGCCGGGGAACCCCGUGUGCUAGGCCUGGCCAUGGUACCGGGACACCACAUCGUUUCUAUUGAGGUGCAAAGGGAGAGCCUUGCAGGGCCUCCGUAUCUCUGACCAUAAUUAGGCAUGUCUUUCAAACCUCAUUAAAUUUAUGACUGAUG
Molecule: messenger RNA, 479 nt
Organism: Marmota monax (woodchuck)
Lineage: Eukaryota; Metazoa; Chordata; Mammalia; Rodentia; Sciuridae
Gene: Naa38
Product: N-alpha-acetyltransferase 38, NatC auxiliary subunit
Exons: 3
Coding region: 55-432 (125 amino acids)
Cellular component (GO): NatC complex
Molecular function (GO): RNA binding
Source: RefSeq, a predicted model, not a curated record